AGCUGGUACGCCUUCCUCCAGCAGAGACUUGACAGAAGCGGGGCGACCGCUCUGAGCUGCGAGCGCUCCUCCCGUCUCCUCCGCCGGCGCGUCUUUCCCUGUUGACAUACAAACUUUGAAGAGGUGAGAUCCGAAACGUCCGAACGGCAACAAAUUGGCAGCAAGAGCUCAUCGACAAAGAAAAAAAAAAUACAACAACCGCUAAGUCCGAGGAAGAGCGCUGGAGCCGGGAGAAAGAGGGAGCUAUGCCAUCUCGCGCCGAUCAGAGCCCAGUCCUCCUCUGUUGUGUGUCGGAGCUGCAGCAUGGUGUCUCUCUCUGGACUCUGGACCUACUGCCUCGCCCCCGGGAGACCUCAUCUCCGCUUCCUCUCCGCCAGACCGCUCCUGCUGCUGCUGGUCUUGACCGGCCUCUGCUCCCCCGACUCCUGCCUCCCGCACCCUCAGCCUUGCCACAUCCUGGCCCGGAUAGGACACACCGUGCGCAUCGGCGCGCUCUUGCCGACCCGCCAGCCGGCACGGAUACAAAACGCUCUCAACCGUGCCCUGGCUAGCCUUCGGCACCAGAGCAUAGGGGCAGACUCUUCCACAACCACCGCUCAAACACCUCCUCUGAUGCCCUACAACCUGAGCCUGGAGAUGGUGGCUCGAUCCCCCGCGGGAGGAGACCCGGAGUCCCUGUCCCGCAGCACCUGCCAGGACCUGGUGGUCAAGGGGGUGUCGGCCGUGCUCGCCUUCCCUCGCUCCAGGGAGGAGCUGAUCCAGGUGGAGUUCCUCUCGUCAUUCCUGGAGAUCCCCUUCAUUUCCAUCCUGGAGGACACGGAGCCUCUUGUGACUAAGAACCCAUUCCACCUGCAGAUGUCAGCCCGCGUGCCUCCAUCUACCCUGGGCAGCCUGCUUCUGGCGGUCCUGCAGGGCGGAGAGGGGGACCGUGACCGAGGGAGCCGGGGCGAAAACAAUCUAGGGGGAGCCGCUGUAAUCUGCCCCGGGUGGGAGGAAGGUGGGGACGGGUUGCUGUCUCACCUGCAGACACACAGCGGUUCUAACUGGCAUUUGUGGGACAUCAUCAACCUGACCCUCGUCUCCGGGGGCGGGGACAGAAGAGGGGAGAGCAGGGAGGAGAACAAGGAAGAGCAGAGGGAAGAGGAGGCUCUGAAUAUCCUCUCCAGCCGUUUCCUACGCUCCACUUCUCCCGUCUCCUCUGUGCUCCUCCUGGGAUCCGACCCCGAGUGCCUCUCCGCCGUCUUGCGGGCAGCUCAGCGGCUCGCUCCAUCACUACCAGCGCUGCAAUGGAUCAUGGGAUAUCCCUUGUCUCCGGAUUCGCUCCACACGCUAGGAGGUCCCCUCGGACUGCUAGCCUACGGGGAGGUGGGCCGAAAGCCGAUCAGCUUCUACAUCCGGGACGCUCUGCAGCUAAUCGUCCGUGCUGUGACUGCAGCAUCCAUGGUGAGGCCGGACCUGGCGCUCAUUCAGAACAUGGUGAAUUGUUACGACAAACCAAACAGACAGGAGCUGCCCUCUUCAGGACAAUAUCUGUCCAGGUUUCUGCCCAACACUUCCUUCACUGGGGCCACAGGCCUGAUCCAGGUGGAUGCUGGCUUGUCCCGCGUCCUCUCCUCCCAGCUGUUCCACGUAUGGAGCCUGAAGAGAGGCGCUCUUGGCCAGCCAGCCUGGGUGACCGUAGGCCAGUGGACCCGAGGCCGGCUGGAGCUAGAAGGGGGGAUCCUGGGCUUGGUGGGAGGGUUCAGGAGCAGCCAGGGACAAGGCCUUGGAGCCGGGGUGAGGGGAGGGGACGGACCAGGGGACAGCAAUGUCGGAGGACGCUGGAGGCCGGGGGAAUCUGUUGAGGGACACCGGCUACGGGUGGUGACACUGGUGGAGCACCCGUUUGUCUUCACGCGGGAGGUGGACGUGGAUGGUUUGUGUCCAGCUGGUCAGCUCUGUCUGGACCCCAGAACCAACCGGUCCGACUUAAUCCAGAGCCUCUUCAACCAGCUUCACAACCCAAACACUACAGUUGCAGACUGGGAGAGGAAUGACCUACCGGGGGACCUGAGGAAGUGCUGCUACGGCUACUGCAUCGACUUGUUGGAGAAACUGGCAGAGGACAUGGGUUUCACCUUUGACCUUUAUAUAGUGGGAGACGGGAAGUACGGAGCAUUGAGCGGGACGGGGCGCUGGACGGGGCUGGUCGGGGACCUGCUGGGGGGAACCGCCGACAUGGCCGUGACCUCCUUCUCCAUCAACUCUGCCAGGAGCAGAGUCAUUGACUUCACCUCGCCCUUCUACUCCACCAGUCUUGGCAUUUUGGUCCGUAGCCGGGACACUGCAGCACCCAUCGGAGCCUUCAUGUGGCCCCUCCACUGGUCCAUGUGGGUGGGUAUCUUUGUCACGCUGCAUCUCACCGCGCUCUUCCUCACCUUGUACGAGUGGAACAGCCCCUUCGGCAUGACGCCCCAUGGCAGGAACAGGCUGCGCGUCUUCUCCUACUCCUCCGCCCUCAAUCUCUGCUACGCCAUACUGUUUGGACGGACUGUCGCCACCAAGACUCCUAAAUGCUGGACCGGGCGUUUCCUGAUGAAUCUCUGGGCCAUCUUUUGCUUACUGGUGCUGUCGAGCUACACCGCCAACCUCGCUGCCGUGAUGGUCGGGGAGAAGACCUUCGAGCAGGUCUCGGGAAUUCACGACGACAAGCUGCACCAUUCAUCACUGGGCUUCCGUUUUGGGACGGUGAGGGAGAGCAGCGCUGAGGAUUACAUGAAGAAGAGCUUCCCGGAGAUGUACGACUACAUGAGACGCUUCAAUCAGCCCACCACCCCAGAAGGAGUGCAUAUGUUGAAGACAGAUCCUCCUGACCUGGAUGCGUUCAUCAUGGACAAAGCCCUGUUGGACUUCGAGGUCUCUAUCGACGCUGAGUGCAAACUGCUCACUGUGGGGAAGCCUUUCGCCAUUGAAGGCUACGGGAUAGGCCUGCCCCAGGGCUCACCUCUGACCCGUAAUGUGUCCGAGUUUGUGAGUCGCUACAAGUCCGACGGCUUCAUGGACAUGCUGCAUGACAAGUGGUAUAAGGUGGUGCCCUGCGGGAAGCGAGUCUUCGCGGUCACUGAGACUCUUCAGAUGGGGAUCCAGCAUUUUUCCGGCCUGUUUGUGCUGCUGUGCAUGGGGGUGGGUGGAGCCUUGCUGACCUUGGCAGGUGAACACACCUUCUAUCACCUGGUCAUCCCCCGCCUCCGACGCACGCACACGCUGCAGUACUGGCUGCACACCAGCCAGAAAAUUCACAGAGCCCUCCACACCACAUACGAGGAUGACGGGAAGGAGCUGACCGACCUCGACCAAAACCCCUCCUCUUGUAUCUCAGAGAACUGCACUCUACACAGGAAGCAGCAUCAGCCUCCUCCCCCAUCUCCUCCCACGUCCCUCCCUGCUUCCACCACAGCUGGAGACACCUGCAACUCCUCACCCUCCCACGAGCCCAAGGAGAAACGCGUGCACUUUGACCUGGAAACCCUCCACAGCUACCGCCUGCGCACGCACACCGCCUCGGUGCGCGGCCGGCCCGGCAUGGUCGGCCGUCCCGGGCUAGGCCUGGGAGGCUGGGGGCUGGGAGGCCUGGGGCGUGUUGCCUCCCCUCCGCAGAUUAACCUCCACGCCAACGGGGGCCCCGUCUCCUCACUGGCCUCCCCGGGCUUAGUGCUCUCUCCUCUGGGGAGCAGGGCCGCUCAGACCAGCCUGUGGGAGGGGGAGCUCCAGGACCUGCAGGGGAAGAUCGAGACGUUCCGCACCCAGCUGAGAGAGGCGCUGGCCAGGAGAGCGGAGAUCCAGAGCAGCCUGGAGAGAGAGCGGUGCGGGCUGGUGCGCAGGGACACCAGUCUGGAGAGGGAAAGGGACAGGCAGAGGAUACAAACCAUUAACACGGACAGAAGCAGCUCCACUCAGCCCAAACUCCCCGAGAGAGACAGGACCAGCCAGCUGCAAACCCUGAAUAAUCAACAAGCGGGUAGAGACAACCAAUCCGCCGGCCCCUGGACUCUGGAGCACGGGAGGAGCAGCCAAUUGAACACGGUUAACAGUCUGGACAGGGGGAGAGCUAACCAGUCAAGCUCUGUGAACACUUUGGCGGGAGAAAGGACUGUGCAGUCACGCAUUUCGAGCAGUUUGGAAAGAAGUCAAGUCAACCAACAAGUUGGAGUUGGAAACGUACCUGUGCCAUCACGGAACACUUGUAGCCUGGACAGACAGAUGGCUAAGCUGUCGCGCACCCUGAACACUCUUGAGAGGACAAAAGCCAACCAAUCGAGUGGGGGCAGUGAGACUUGAUGCGUGGGAAAAGAGAAGUGCAGUUGGUAAUUGGAUAGUCGUGGGAAGACAGCUUUGUUGGAAUGGGUCAAGUUUAGGGGGACGCUUGCAGGAAAAAAAAACAGUAUACUCUAACUCACAACAUCACUUAAUCCAACCUAAUAAUUUUCAUACUUGCUUAAAAUUAUGACUAAAAAAACUUUAA
Pungitius pungitius (ninespine stickleback) is the source of this 4501-nucleotide messenger RNA. RefSeq names its product glutamate receptor ionotropic, NMDA 3B-like. The transcript is spliced from 12 exons. Gene Ontology annotation, biological process: ionotropic glutamate receptor signaling pathway; monoatomic ion transport. The coding region runs from base 304 to 4317 and encodes 1337 amino acids. The record is from RefSeq and is a predicted model, not a curated record. NCBI's taxonomy places the organism in Eukaryota, Metazoa, Chordata, Actinopteri, Perciformes, Gasterosteidae. Gene Ontology annotation, cellular component: plasma membrane. Gene Ontology annotation, molecular function: NMDA glutamate receptor activity.